AUGUACGUCCGCAUAUGUACGCCGCCCGCUCCCCGCGAACUCACCUCCCCCCGCACGCGCUCACUCCCUCCGUGCGCUCUCGCCCCCCCCGCGCGCACUCGCUCCCCCAGCGCGCAUUCGCUGCACCUCGCACACUCGAUCCCCCCCCUUCACUCGCUCCCCCCCGCGCACUCGCUCCCUCCGUGCGCGCUCGCGCCUUCAGCGCGCAUUCGCUGCCCCCCCGCUCACUCGCUCCCCCCCUCGCGCACUCGCUCCCUCCGCGCUCACUCGUUUUCCCCGCGCGCACUCGCUCCCCCAGCGCGCAUUCGCUGCCUCCGCGCGCACUCGAUCCCCCCGCGCUCGCUCGCUCCUCCCGUGCGCACUCGCUCCCUCCGCAAGCAACUUCUCCCCAGCGCGCAUUCGCUCCCCCCGCACGCACUCCCUCCCCCCCGCGCGCAUUCAGUAGCCCCGCACGCACUCCCUUUUCCGCCUGGGCUCGCUCGCACAUCGAUUGGGAGCCAUCGUCAUCAAGGUGCGCUCCCACCCUGCCCUGGUGCCUCUGCUCCCUCUGCCCACUCUGCUGCCUAUGCUCCCUCCAUUCCCCCCCUGCAUCCCCUCCUUUCCUUCCCCUCCAUCCCCUCCUUUCACCCCCUGCAUCCCCUCCUUUCCCCCCCUGCAUCCCCUCCUUUCCUUCCCCUGCAUCCCCUCCUUUCAACCCCUGCAUCCCCUCCUUUCCCCCCCCUGCAUCCCCUCCUUUCCCCCCUGCAUCCCCUCCUUUCCCCUCCUGCAUCCCCUCCUUCCGCCCCCCUGCAUCCCCUCCUUUCCCCCCCUGCAUCCCCUCCUUCCGCCCCCCUGCAUCCCCUCCUUUCCCCCCCUUGCAUCCCCUCCUUUCCCCCCCUGCAUCCCCUCCUUUCCCCCCCCUGCAUCCCCUCCUUUCCCCCCCUGCAUCCCCUCCUUUCCCCCCCUGCAUCCCCUCCUUUCCCCCCCUGCAUCCCCUCCUUUCCCCCCUGCAUCCCCUCCUUUCCCCCCCUGCAUCCCCUCCUUUCCCCCCCUGCAUCCCCUCCUUCCGCCCCCCUGCAUCCCCUCCUUUCCCCCCCUGCAUCCCCUCCUUCCGCCCCCCUGCAUCCCCUCCUUUCCCCCCCCUGCAUCCCCUCCUUUCCCCCCCUGCAUCCCCUCCUUUCCCCCCCCUGCAUCCCCUCCUUUCCCCCCCUGCAUCCCCUCCUUUCCCCCCCUGCAUCCCCUCCUUUCCCCCCCUGCAUCCCCUCCUUUCCCCCCCUGCAUCCCCUCCUUUCCCACCCUGCAUCCCCUCCUUUCCCCCCCUGCAUCCCCUCCUUUCCCCCCUGCAUCUCCUCCUUUCCCCCCUGCAUCUCCUCCUUUCCCCCCCUGCAUCUCCUCCUUUCCCUCCCUGCAUCUCCCCCCCCAUCCACCGUGCCAUUCUGCCUACUACUGCAGGUGAAGUACGUGUUUGACACCAUAGCGCUGGCUGUUGGCCUUACAAUGGCUCUCAUCAACGGCCAAUCAUAG
Molecule: messenger RNA, 1503 nt
Organism: Closterium sp. Yama58-4
Lineage: Eukaryota; Viridiplantae; Streptophyta; Zygnematophyceae; Desmidiales; Closteriaceae
Source: the annotation of a GenBank genome assembly